AUGACUAGCAGCUUUGAAGAGGAUUUUGCCAAGGCGGCCUCUCUCGUACGGGAGGGCAAUCACAUUGAUGCUGUUGGUGUCUACACAUCCAUCGCCGCUGAUGACUCCUCCACGAAUGGUGAAAAGGUGCGGGCGUACUCCAACGCCAGUGCCUGCUACGCCGCAAGGGAACAGUACACAGCUGCCCUUGACGCUGCAAAGAAGGCACUGCAAUUAGAUGAGAAUAAUAGUAAAGUGCAUGGACGGUUGGCGACAGCUUAUCACGGACUAAAGCACUACGAAGAGGCCGCGCAUCAUUACGGGCGGGCUAAAGAAUUAGAUCCCGCCAAUACUUUCUAUUCACAACAGCAACAGGCAGUAUUGCUACUCAUACGAGAUGGGAAGGGUAUCGCCUCGCAGGAGACAAAGGAUGCUUACUAUUAUCGAAAGGGAAUUGAACAGGGAAAAGAGGCUAUGGGGAAAGGUGAAUACUUGAGCGCUGUGCGGCAUUUCUCAAAAGCGAUUGAACUCCACAGAAAAUGUGCUACUGAGUCCAACAAUAGUAAUAAUAGUAAUAGUAAUAAUAAUAAUAAUAAUAAUAAUAAUAAUAAUAAUAAUAAUAAUAAUAUGACAAAUAAAAUGUCUGACCUAGCCGUUUUACUGUGUAAUCGAAGUGCAGCCUAUAGUCGUUUAGGACGAUAUGCAGAGUCUUUAGAAGAUGGAAUGAAGGCAGCAGAAGUACAUCCCAUGUACGCUAGAGCCUUUUUCCGCAUUGGAUACGCCCAACAUCAUCUCAAACAUCCAAAUGAAGCCCACUCGGCACUACGGCGGUGUUUAGAGUUAGACGCUAAUCACAGUGAGGCGAAAUCACUCAUGACAGAAGUAGAGCAGGUGGUAGCAGAUCUUAAGAAAACAGCGGAAGAAAAACAACGGGAGAAGGAAGAACAAGUGCGGGAGAUUAGGGAAAUGCAGAAUGCAGAGAGAGUUGCAGAGAGUAUGCAAGGUAAUAGUACAGGUUAUCGAGGCCGUGCUCACGCCACCUCCUAUACACACUGUAGUUACUGCAAUGAUGCUGGGCACUCACGGGCCGAAUGUCCCUUGUUAAGACGCAAACGAUCCCGGACAUCUUGA
Messenger RNA from Trypanosoma theileri, 1110 nucleotides. Its product is annotated as stress-inducible protein STI1. Gene Ontology annotation, molecular function: nucleic acid binding; zinc ion binding; Hsp90 protein binding. The record is from RefSeq and is a predicted model, not a curated record. Bases 1 to 1110 code for a protein of 369 amino acids. The transcript has a single exon. Lineage: Eukaryota; Euglenozoa; Kinetoplastea; Trypanosomatida; Trypanosomatidae.